GUUGACGUUAUUCCAGGAUAAAGAGACAGAGGCCAGUCUUUGAAUAACGCGCAACAUGAAAACUUCAAAAAAUACGGAAGAUUUUGAAUGGGCAGUAAAGUUGAAUAGGUGUACUUUGAAAAUCAUCGGUCUUUGGCCCGAGACAGAACAAACUACAUGGGAAAAGUGUAUGUGCAAUUUACGUGUGUUUAUCGUUUUCAUGUCAUUGCUGAUUGGUAUUUUGAUUCCUGCCAUACAUUCUCUAAUAAGAAUUCGUGGAGAUGUUAUGCUAAUGAUAGACAAUUUACAAUUUACUUUACCAGUCGUCACCGCCAUGCUAAGAAUUGUAAUUUUUUGGUGGAAGAAAGAAGCUGUAUCAUCUUUAAUGGAUAUGAUCGCGGAUGAUUGGGUAAAGCCGAAAGCUUCUUGGGAAAAAAUUAUAAUGAUUACAAGGGCGCAAACUGCGCGUACAAUUACAAUAUUUAUGUACAGCAUGAUGGGAAUAUGUCUCUCCAUUUCGAUAUUUAUGCCUGCUUGUGGUUUUUCAAUGAGAUACUUAACGAACAUUACUGAUCCAGGCAAACCAUUGCCAUUACAAACGUAUUAUUAUAUAUGUGAUAUAACUAAAAGUCCACAAUACGAAUUAAUAUAUAUUUCUCAAGCUGUCUCCAUGUUCUUAGGCGUUUUGCCUUACACGGGUAUAGAUAAUUUUCUUAGUUUGUUGAUAUUUCAUAUCUGCGGCCAACUGGAUAUCCUGAAAAAUCGUAUCACGCAUCUGGAUAAAUUCACAAAUUAUGCUAAAGCUUUAAAAAACUGCGUAAUGGACCACACGCGGCUAAUCAGAUCUAUUGCCAUUAUAGAAGACACUUUUAAUCUAAUGUUACUUGCAUUAUUUCUGUAUUUUGGUAUUCUUUUCGCUUUUUACGGAUUUUUAAUUCUUAAUCUUCUAGAUGAGGGGAAUUACUUAUCUAGUUCUCGUUUAACAUAUCUCAUAACAAUGGUUAUCAAUACGUUUGGACACAUGUGUGCUUAUUGUGCUGUAGGCGAAAUUUUAGUAUCGCAGUGUAAUCGAAUUCAUUAUGCUGCAUAUUUUAAUAAAUGGUAUACUCUGAAUCCAAAAGAUGCGCGGGAUAUAAUUUUCCUAAUGAUCAGGACCAAUGAACCUCUCUAUCUUACCGCUGGCAAAGUAUUUCCUAUGACAAUGGCUACAUUUUGCAACUUAAUAAAAACAUCAGCCGGUUACAUAUCCGUCUUACUGACGACAAAAUAUUAAUUUGAAAAUAAAAUAAAUAUAAAUUAUGUGAUAUAAUACAA
This is a messenger RNA of Camponotus floridanus (Florida carpenter ant), 1293 nucleotides long. Its product is annotated as odorant receptor Or2-like. Gene Ontology annotation, cellular component: plasma membrane. The transcript is spliced from 7 exons. Bases 56 to 1252 code for a protein of 398 amino acids. Gene Ontology annotation, biological process: detection of chemical stimulus involved in sensory perception of smell; sensory perception of smell. The record is from RefSeq and is a predicted model, not a curated record. Gene Ontology annotation, molecular function: odorant binding; olfactory receptor activity. NCBI's taxonomy places the organism in Eukaryota, Metazoa, Arthropoda, Insecta, Hymenoptera, Formicidae.